This is a messenger RNA of Prorocentrum cordatum, 299 nucleotides long. Lineage: Eukaryota; Dinophyceae; Prorocentrales; Prorocentraceae. The record is from the annotation of a GenBank genome assembly.
CAGGCCGGCGGGGGCGGGAGUCCCCGCCCCACCCGCUGGGUGGUCAACUGCAACGACCUGAGGCGCUGGGGCGUGCUCUCGGAGCCCGAGCGGGCCGCGGCCCUGGCGCUCGGCUUCCAGGAGGGCACCUGGAACUUCGAGGAGAUGGCGGACGUAGGCAGCACCGUCGACGGCCUGUUCGGGCCGUCCUUCCAGGGCUGCGUGGUCCAGGGCUGCGACACGUUCUCCGUGGAGAAGGCCGCGGAGCUGGCCCUGGCCCACCCCAAGGUCUUCGCGUCGUUCGGCUGCCACCCGAAGGC